AUGCCUUUGAACAAAUCAAACAUAAGAGAAUACAAACUAGUCGUCGUUGGUGGCGGUGGUGUUGGUAAGUCAGCCUUGACCAUCCAAUUGACUCAAUCGCACUUUGUAGAUGAGUACGACCCCACAAUCGAAGACUCAUACAGGAAGCAAGUGGUCAUUGACGAUGAAGUGUCCAUUCUGGAUAUUUUGGACACUGCCGGGCAGGAAGAGUACUCCGCCAUGAGAGAACAAUACAUGCGGAACGGUGAAGGGUUCCUGCUGGUGUACUCCAUAACGUCUAAGUCGUCCCUCGACGAGCUUAUGACUUACUACCAGCAAAUACUGCGUGUCAAGGAUACUGACUACGUGCCCAUUGUGGUGGUAGGUAACAAAUCCGAUCUUGAAAAUGAGAAACAAGUCUCGUACCAAGACGGGUUGAACAUGGCAAAGCAAAUGAACGCUCCCUUCUUGGAGACUUCUGCCAAGCAGGCCAUCAACGUCGAAGAGGCCUUCUACACAUUAGCGCGCUUGGUGAGAGACGAGGGCGGCAAGUACAACAAGGCAUUGUCUGAGAACGAGGCUUCCAAGCAGGACUCUCAAACGACUCCAGGGGUCGUUGCCAAUUCGUUGCCAAGAAAUAGCAACGGAAACAGAAAGGCAAACAAUGUCGCCAGUGCCAACAACAUCAAUAGCUCCACGACUGCUGUAAAAACCCACAAUACAGGAAUAGAGGCUAAUACGGGGUCGAUGGGCAACCAAGCAACCAAUGGCCAGGCGCGGUCCGAUCGUGCCAACGGAGACAACUCCGCCGGUAACGCUGAUGGUGCCUAUGCUAGAACUGCCAAUACGGCCGAUGAUCGUGUAAAUAAAAACACCGAGGCAGGUAAGGGUUCUGCUGCCAAACAAGCCAGAAAACAGCAAGCUACAUCCAGUGGCACCGCCAGUGAAACCUCCAAGAGUGGAUCAGGCGGCUGUUGUAUUAUAAGUUGA
Messenger RNA from Saccharomyces eubayanus, 969 nucleotides. It is a transcript of the gene RAS2, whose product is annotated as Ras family GTPase RAS2. The transcript has a single exon. Gene Ontology annotation, cellular component: plasma membrane. Gene Ontology annotation, molecular function: GTP binding; GTPase activity; GDP binding. Lineage: Eukaryota; Fungi; Ascomycota; Saccharomycetes; Saccharomycetales; Saccharomycetaceae. The coding region runs from base 1 to 969 and encodes 322 amino acids. The record is from RefSeq and is a predicted model, not a curated record. Gene Ontology annotation, biological process: signal transduction.